Molecule: messenger RNA, 669 nt
Organism: Cydia strobilella
Lineage: Eukaryota; Metazoa; Arthropoda; Insecta; Lepidoptera; Tortricidae
Exons: 4
Coding region: 66-650 (194 amino acids)
Source: RefSeq, a predicted model, not a curated record
AUUUUUCACUUAUACCGUAAAAUUCUCUUAUUACCUAGCAGUAGCUACGAGUGGUCGAUUGUAAAAUGAUUGUCAAAAAACAUUUCUUCGCGUUAUGCUCGUUCAUUUUAGUGGCAAUAGUAGAUGCCGGUAAAACCUCGGAAGAGGCUAAACCAGAUAUAGCUAGAGCAGCACCUAUAGGAAAAACGAGACGAGCUAAAAUGGAGGAUAAAACUUCCAUCGGCACUUUAUCCAACGUGAUAACUCAAAUUCAGAAUCUACCUAACAUGGAUUUGGGUAAAAGAUUUAGGUCACCGUGCAAAACAGGAAACCGAUGUGGAAAGGUUAUAAGAAGACUGAUGGUACCGAAGCUGGCGCAGUUGGAAAACACGAUCAUGGGCAUCAUGAAGGAGUUGGCCAAGAUGCCGCCGGGAGCGCGACUCCCCGAUAAGUUCACCAAGACAGAACCUAUAAAACUUCUGCUGGACCAGAAUUAUAAGGAGGAAGUAUGCACUGAUAAACUAGAGACCUGCCUGAAAGAGGACAAGCGACGCAAGCGCAUACUGAAGAAAUUGUUCUUCAAGAAGUACAACGGGCUAAGACAGGAACUCAUUGGUUACGGGGGACGGCGGCUCUGGGGAGGGGACGGCAAUUUGUUCUACAGGAAGUAAUUAGCAAUGGGAAGAGAGA